This is a messenger RNA of Rhinolophus ferrumequinum (greater horseshoe bat), 1172 nucleotides long. RefSeq names its product cell growth regulator with EF-hand domain 1 (gene CGREF1). The transcript is spliced from 7 exons. Gene Ontology annotation, molecular function: calcium ion binding. The record is from RefSeq and is a predicted model, not a curated record. The coding region runs from base 140 to 964 and encodes 274 amino acids. NCBI's taxonomy places the organism in Eukaryota, Metazoa, Chordata, Mammalia, Chiroptera, Rhinolophidae.
CACGGCCUGGAGCGACGUCGAAGCCGGCCCUCAGCUGAGCCUGGUUGCGCCGCCGCAGCUGCAGCUGUGACGCGUCCGCAGCGGUGCACCUCGCCUCCAGGCACCUCUCGGGAGGAGGUCACGCCUGAGAGCAGGAAAGAUGUUACCUGUUCCAAUUCCAGGAAGGAUGUUACCGAUGAUGAUGAGAAUGUUAGCGCUGCUGCUGCUGCCCCUGAGUCAGGCUGCGCCCAGGGAUGGAACCACGAGGCUGGACCUUGAAGAGCAGCAACAGCCCCUACCCAACCCCUUCCAGCCAGGCCAGGAGCAGCUCCGACUUCUACAGAGCUACCUAAAGGGACUACAGAAGACGGAAGGAGAGCCAGAGCACAUGAGCCGCGAGCAGGUUCUCCUCUACCUCUUUGCCCUCCAUGACUAUGACCAGAGUGGACAACUGGAUGGCCUGGAGCUGCUGUCCAUGUUGACAGCAGCUCUGACCCCUGGAGCUGCUGACUCUCCCACCACCAACCCAGUGAUCCUGGUAGUGGACAGAGUGCUUGAGACUCAGGACCUGAAUGGGGAUGGGCUCAUGACCCCUGCUGAGCUCAUCAACUUCCCAGGAGAGACCCCGCAGCACACAGAGCCCCAGGAGCCACAAGAUGUUGGGAGGCAGCCCCUUUCAGCUAAAAGCCCAGCAACAAAAGAAGCACCAGAAGCCCUGGAUCCCAGAGAAGAAGCUGCAGGACAGGUGGAGGCCAGAACGGAGUCCUUGGAGCCUGUACAGGAGGCUGGGAGACAGGCGGAGGCUGGGGGACAAGCAGAGGCUGGAGGACAAGCCCCAGGCCCUGGAGGGGAGGCUGGGGGACAGGCAGAAGCCAGAGACAUAGGAGAGAAAGCAGAAGAGCUUCCAGGGGAAACACUGGAGUCUAAGAACACCGUAAAUAAGUUUGAGGUUCAUGCUAUUCAACUGGAGAAUGAUGAGAUAUAAACCUUAAAGAUACAGGUUUCUACCCCUAGAAGUCUCAGUGCCAGAACAUAAGGCCCAAAGGGUGGGAAGUGUAUGUUGGGAUAAGGACCACCUCUGUGUCCCCUUCUUGGCCCCAGUAGGUGGCAGGUCUUUCUGUGCAGCUCAGGGAAACCCUAACUUGAGGGGCAGCUUGAGGACUCAGACAACUAAUAAAGAACGAAUGAACUCA